Messenger RNA from Penicillium odoratum, 1080 nucleotides. Its product is annotated as putative 1-aminocyclopropane-1-carboxylate deaminase. The coding region runs from base 1 to 1080 and encodes 359 amino acids. The record is from RefSeq and is a predicted model, not a curated record. Gene Ontology annotation, biological process: amine catabolic process. NCBI's taxonomy places the organism in Eukaryota, Fungi, Ascomycota, Eurotiomycetes, Eurotiales, Aspergillaceae. The transcript has a single exon. Gene Ontology annotation, molecular function: D-cysteine desulfhydrase activity; 1-aminocyclopropane-1-carboxylate deaminase activity; pyridoxal phosphate binding.
AUGACCAAAGACCCCCUUUCCCUCCCCGAGCCCUUUGCCUCUAUUGCACGGACUCCCCUCCUCCUUGGCCCCUCACCGAUCCACGGUCUACCCCGCAUCAGUGCCGAUCUCGCCCGUACCAGCUCUUACCCCCCAGUGACCAUCUAUGCCAAGCGCGACGACCUGAACUCUGCAUACGCUUAUGGAGGCAACAAGACCCGCAAGUUGGAGUACCUUCUAGCGGACGCGCAAGCUCUAGGAUGUGACACCCUAGUCUCUAUCGGCGGUGUCCAGAGCAACCAUACUCGCCAGGUCGCAGCUGUCGCAGCAAGGGCGGGUAUGAAAGCCCGUCUGGUUCAGGAACACUGGGUCGACUGGGUGGAUAAGGGAUAUGACUCUGUUGGCAACAUCCAGCUAUCUCGAUUGAUGGGGGCGGAUGUGCGGUUGGAUCCCUCGGGCUUUGGUAUUGAACAUAAAACGACCGCAAACGCGGUUGUUGAAGAGUGCAAGGCGAAGGGGGAGAAACCUUACUAUAUCCCGGCUGGAGCGUCGGAUCACCCGCUUGGUGGACUGGGAUUCGCGCGGUGGGCACUAGAGGUUCGACAGCAGGAACAGGAACAGGGGAUCUUUUUUGAUACGGUGAUUGUCUGUGCCGUGACAGGCUCUACCCUUGCGGGUAUGAUUGCGGGCUUCAAGCUGCUUGAGCGGCUGCACCCAGAAGACCCCAAGCGCAAGAUUAUUGGGAUUGACGCCUCGGCGACUGUCGAUGCUACGCGGGAACAGGUCCUCCGCAUCGCUCGGAACACGGCCAGUAAGAUAGGUCUGGCCGAGGAUGAUAUCACGGAUGCGGACGUCAUUCUAGAUGACCGCUAUCAUGCUGGGAUCUAUGGAAUACCUGAUCGUCAGACAUGGGAUGCGAUUGAGUAUGCCGCCCGGAUGGAAGCGUUCAUUACUGACCCAGUGUAUGAGGGCAAGAGCUUUGCGGGUAUGUUGGAUAUGAUCAAACGUGGGGAGAUCCAGGGGAGCAAUGUGUUGUAUGCCCACUUGGGUGGGCAGUUGGCUUUGAACGCGUACUCCGAGCUUGGUGCGGAUAAGGAAUAG